GGGGACAUUAGUACGACCGAGGCGCACCUGUAGAAAGUAAGUGCCAGUAUCAACAGGACUCCGGAGAAAAGUCCUCGUCAAUUAGUCAUAGCUCUACCAUUAAAUUCGCUGCUACUUGUUAUUGGGACUUGAACUGAAUUUCCCCUGGAAAGCACUUUGUGCUGACAUCUACCAUCACCAUCAAACUCAGCAUUGCAGUGGGAGCUGACAGAGAUAAAGGAAGAAGGGGAUUACCACUCUGUCUGUCGCCAAUCUCCUACCGAUAUAUUUGAACCACAUCACAAGACGGGUACGGGAAGAUGCCCGUUCAGAUACCAGACGAUACAGACUUUACCUCUUUCAAGGAACAAUGUGAAAACCACGAAGGAUGGACAGCGCGCUACAACAAGGGAAGCGUGACGGUGUGGUGCAGGGAUGAAGAGUGUAAAACUAUCCAGAAACUAAAGAUGAGGAUCGUGUGUAAGGACGUGACUGCCGAGACCCUUUACGACGUCCUUCAUGACACCAGCUACCGGAAGAAAUGGGACAGCAACAUGAUCGACACCCACGAUAUCGGCAGGCUCACUGUCAACGCAGACGUAGGAUAUUACUCCUGGAAGUGCCCGAGCCCCCUGAAGAACAGGGACUUUGUUACCAUGAGAUCGUGGCUUCCUCUGGGCAACGACUACCUGAUCAUCAACUACUCUGUCAAACACCCGCAAUAUCCGCCCAAAAAGGACUAUGUGAGAGCGGUGUCUCUGCAGACAGGAUACCUGAUUCAGUCCAACGGAGAAAACUCCUCCACUCUCUAUUACCUGACGCAGGUCGAUCCCAAAGGUUCCCUUCCCAAGUGGGUGGUGAAUAGAGCUUCUCAGUUCGUAGCACCAAAGGCCAUGAAGAAGAUCUACAAGGCCUGUCAGAAGUAUCCAGAGUGGAAGAGGAAGCACAACCCUAACCUGAAGCCCUGGAUUUACCCCGAGCAGAACACCUUACCGUGUAUUAACGUGGCUGACCUUGUACUACAGAGAGCCGACUCACUGGAGAACAUUGAUGAGAGCCGCCUGAUGGAGGAGAAACAAGCACAACGUCACAGCGAUGAUGAAGAGACCUAGUCGGAGUGAAGAAACUGUUUGUAUAUAAUUGUGUGGCUGUGUUUUCAAAAUGGCACCCUAUUCCCUAGAAAAUAACGGUAAAAUAAAAAAAUAGAAGUGUAUUACAUUGAUGCAGGGCCCAUAAGACUCUGGUCAAAAGUAGUGAACUAUAUAGGAAAUAGGGUGCAAUUUGGGACACACCCUCUGUGUUGGGUUUGGUGUGUGCGUGUGUUUCCGUGUGAGUGUGUGUGUGUGUGUGUGUGUGUGUACAGUACAAAUAUGUAAAUGUACAUGUAUGAUUUACUAUCAUUUGGAUCUGCAACUUUUGUCUUGUUGCAUUUAGUUGGUAAUUGAUGUAUAACUUAUUGAAUCAGAGGGGUUUAACAGGGUAUUUUCAUAUAGGAAAAAAUAGACAACGUAUGCACGGUGCUAUCCUUCAAUUAAAUGGUAUAAUAUCGAAUUUAUGAUAAUACUGUAAAAUGUGUCUAUUUCAAAACAAAUUUAAAGACAAUAUUUAACUAUUUCAAGACCCUAAACAUUUUUUAAAGUUUUUUUCAUAUUCAUGUUUGAUUCGACUUCAGCUUUCAUUUGAAGUGUUAUACAAUAGCCAUUGCCAAUAGAGAAAAUAGCCUAUCAUGCAGCCUACUUACUACAGUAUAUUUCCUGGUAUCUAGUGCCUCCCAGUGGCAGUGAUACGUCAUAACAUUUCCUCAUCGCCCAGUGUUUGGAAGCGGUGAGCGUUUAGAACAGUGUUUCACGAACUCGGUGCACGUUUUGGAUUUUGCCCCUAGCACUACACAGCUGAUUCAAAUUAUCAACUAAUCAUCAAGCAUUGAUCAUUUGAUUCACCUGUGUAGUGCAAGGGCAAAAACAAAAACGUGCACCGAGUUUCGGGAAAACGCUGGGUUAGAACAAUGGAAUGUUGUCAGUUUGUUAGGAAGUGAAUUAGCAUAAUGCACCAAGACAAGUGUGCUUUUGUACAGUGAAUGGCCCACUGAGACUCCUAAUGACAGUCACAGGGGAGGAGAGAUGGCAGCAUAACAACGUCCGAGGGAAUUUAAAAAAAACCUGUCUGACCCUUAAAAGGAAUCAUUAUAACCUGUUAUAGCUUGUUAUAACCGUAGGGGUCAUGAAACGUGUUUAGCUGUUAAAAGGUCAUUACCUCAGUUAUACGUUGGUCUUGCCGGUCCUGACUGAAUUUCAAACAUUUUGUCUUUCUGCAUAAAGUUAUUAUUAGUGAUGCAGUUUUACUUAAAUUCUAAUGGUCUUUCGGUACGAUUUUUAGACAUGUUUCCAAAAUGGAGAGACAUCAUGUUCAUAGCAACGCACACGUUAAAUAAAGAGAAGUUGACUCCUGGUUUUUAAGACCUUGGCGGCUGAUGCCCUUGAUUCCUAAUCAUCAUUUCCAAGUACAAGUUCCCAUUUUAACUGCAAUGUUUGUUUUUCUCUGUCGAUAAGGAACGUUUAUGUGUGACUGUAUCCCUUUUCAGACUUGCAGCUGGGGGCCAAUCCUCAGAAUCUGUAUUGUCUCAGGCACUUCCUGUUUCCCCAAGGCUACUUCCUGUCCCAUUUCCUGUCCGCAUCAGUCAAGAUUGUUUUUGAGGGAAAGGAAACUCCACUGUUGUCUAGAUUUCUCACACAACACAAAAGCUUCUCUUUGAUUGUAGAACUCAAAGUUCAUUGCUUUGUCUCGUAUUAAAAUGUCUUUCAUUUUGAGUGAUC
This is a messenger RNA of Oncorhynchus masou masou (cherry salmon), 2792 nucleotides long. RefSeq names its product START domain-containing protein 10-like. Bases 300 to 1091 code for a protein of 263 amino acids. The transcript is spliced from 6 exons. Gene Ontology annotation, molecular function: lipid binding. The record is from RefSeq and is a predicted model, not a curated record. Lineage: Eukaryota; Metazoa; Chordata; Actinopteri; Salmoniformes; Salmonidae.